AUGAAGCCGUCUUGGUUGCAAUGUCGCAAUGUCACUGGAGCCAGGGGGCUCGGGGGGCCACUGCCCGGGUCCAUACCGGCCCGGGGAAACGUCCCAGCCCUCAGGGCUUUUGUGGCCCCCGGCCUGCGAGGCGGUCUCGGGGGCCGGGGCUGCAGGGCGCUGUCCUCAGGCGGAGGCUGCGAGUACAAGACCCAUUUCGCGGCCUCGGUGACGGAUCCAGAGAGGUUCUGGGGCAAAGCUGCCGAGGAGAUCACCUGGUACAAGCCCUGGACCAAAACGCUAGAGAACAAACACCUACCUUCCACCAGUUGGUUUGUGGAAGGAAUGCUUAACAUUUGUUACAAUGCCGUCGAUCGUCAUGUUGAAAAUGGUAAAGGAGAUAAGAUUGCUAUCAUCUAUGACAGUCCUGUUACAAAUACUAAAGCUACUAUUACCUAUAAAGAAGUCCUGGAGCAGGUCUCUAAGUUGGCUGGUGUUUUGGUCAAGCAUGGCAUCAAGAAGGGUGAUACUGUGGUUAUCUACAUGCCCAUGAUCCCGCAGGCCAUGUACACCAUGCUGGCAUGUGCAAGGAUAGGAGCCAUCCACAGUCUCAUAUUUGGGGGAUUUGCAUCCAAAGAACUACGUAAUCGCAUUGAUCAUGUAAAGCCCAAGCUGCUUGUAACAGCAUCAUUUGGCAUUGAACCUGGAAGGAAGGUAGAAUAUAUACCACUUAUAGAAGAAGCGCUGAGAAUAGGACAACACAAACCAAACAAAAUUCUCAUUUAUAAUCGUCCAAAUAUGGAGGCAGUUCCUUUGACUCCAGGUCGUGACCUUGACUGGGUUGAAGAGAUGGCAAAAGCACAAUCACAUGACUGUGUUCCUGUUCUUUCGGAACAUCCCCUGUAUAUUCUUUACACAUCUGGAACAACAGGGUUGCCCAAGGGUGUGGUUAGGCCCACUGGGGGAUAUGCUGUAAUGCUGAACUGGACAAUGUCUUCUAUAUAUGGACUUAAACCUGGAGAGGUAUGGUGGGCAGCUUCUGAUUUAGGCUGGGUUGUCGGACAUUCCUAUAUCUGUUAUGGACCUCUUCUACACGGGAACACAACAGUUUUAUAUGAGGGGAAGCCUGUGGGUACACCAGAUGCUGGUGCUUAUUUCCGUGUGCUGGCAGAACAUGGAGUGACUGCCUUGUUUACAGCGCCUACUGCCAUCAGAGCAAUCCGUCAACAGGACCCUGGGGCAGUCUUGGGGAAGCAGUACUCUCUGACAAGGUUCAAAACGUUAUUUGUAGCUGGCGAGCGCUGUGAUGUGGAGACCCUGGAAUGGUCCAAAGAGGUCUUCAGAGUGCCUGUCCUAGACCAUUGGUGGCAAACUGAGACUGGAUCCCCAAUCACAGCUUCAUGCAUUGGAUUAGGUAAUUCUAAAACACCUCCACCAGGGCAAGCAGGAAAAAGUGUUCCAGGAUACAAUGUUAUGAUUUUGGACGACAACAUGCAAAAACUGAAGGCUCGGUACUUAGGAAAUAUUGUGGUAAAGCUGCCAUUACCACCUGGGGCUUUUUCAGGACUCUGGAAGAAUCAGGAAGCAUUCAAACAUCUAUACUUCAAAAAAUUUCCCGGAUACUAUGACACCAUGGAUGCUGGUUACAUGGAUGAAGAAGGCUAUGUGUAUGUUAUGUCUCGAGUUGACGAUGUAAUAAAUGUUGCUGGUCAUAGGAUUUCUGCAGGUGCCAUUGAAGAGUCAAUCCUUUCCCAUGGUACUGUGGCAGACUGUGCUGUUGUUGGCAAGGAGGAUCCUUUGAAAGGUUCCGUCCCAUUAGCACUCUGCGUGUUGAAAAAAGAUAUAAAUACAACUGAGCAAAAAGUUUUGGAAGGAAUUGUGAAACACGUCAGAGACAGCAUUGGCCCCGUGGCUGCUUUUCGAAAUGCAGUGUUUGUCAAACAAUUACCCAAAACUCGAUCUGGCAAAAUUCCUCGGUCAGCUCUAUCUGCCCUUGUCAAUGGAAAGCCGUAUGAGGUAACUCCUAUGAUUGAGGACCCCAGCAUUUUCAGUCACAUAGAAGAUGUGCUGAAGCAGGCAUCCUGA
This is a messenger RNA of Loxodonta africana (African savanna elephant), 2064 nucleotides long. It is a transcript of the gene ACSS3, whose product is annotated as acyl-CoA synthetase short chain family member 3. The transcript is spliced from 16 exons. Lineage: Eukaryota; Metazoa; Chordata; Mammalia; Proboscidea; Elephantidae. The record is from RefSeq and is a predicted model, not a curated record. Gene Ontology annotation, molecular function: propionate-CoA ligase activity. Gene Ontology annotation, cellular component: mitochondrial matrix. Bases 1 to 2064 code for a protein of 687 amino acids.